GGAGCCCUGCACACCGAGCGACAUGGCCGAGAUAGGGAAAGGGGUCACCGCCGGGAAACUGGCCAUCAACGUCCAGAAGAGGCUGACCAGAGCGCAGGAGAAGGUUUUGCAGAAGCUCGGCAAAGCAGACGAGACCAGAGAUGUUGUGUUUGAGGAGAUGGUCGCCAACUUCAACAAGCAGACGUUUGAAGGCACCAAACUGCAGAAAGACCUGAAAUCUUACCUGGUAGCAGUGAAAACGAUGCACGAUGCGUCGCGGCGGCUGCAGGACUGUCUGGCCGACAUGUACGAACCCGAUUGGUUCGGUAAAGAAGAGAUGGACGCGUUGGCGGAGGACACAGACACUCUGUGGUUAGAUUUCCACCAGAACCUGACGGAUAAAUCUGUGACCUGCAUGGACUCGUACCUGACUCAGUUUCCUGACAUUAAGGCUCGUAUAGCGAAGCGCGAGAGGAAGAUGGUCGACUUCGACAGCGCUCGGCAUCACUUCGCCUCCUUACAGAAAGGAAAGAAGAAGGACGAGGCCAAGAUCGCCAAGGCGGAGGAGGAGCUUGGUCGAGCUCAGAAGAUUUUCGAGGAGCUGAACGUUGAGUUACAAGACGAGCUUCCAUCACUGUGGGACAGUCGUGUUGGCGUCUAUGUUAACACAUUCCAGGGCAUGGCAGGUCAUCAGGAGAAGUUCCACAAAGAAAUGAACAAGCUCAGCCAAAACCUGAACGACAUCAUGACCAAACUGGAAGAGCAGCGGCAGAUCAAAAAAGGUGGUACUGCAGCAGCCACGACAGGAGGUGCUGCUAAGAGUGAGGAAAACAACCACAGCGAGUCGGCCAGCUCACCACCAAAGAGCGCGGUGACCAAUGGCUCCGAUGGCGAAGUCCCUCCAGGAUUCAUCUACAAGGUAAAAGCAGUACACGAUUAUGCUGCCACUGACGGUGAUGAGCUGGAGCUGAAGAUGGGAGAAAUUUUGCUGGUUGUGGCCUUUGAUAACCCAGAUGAACAGGAUGAUGGCUGGCUCAUGGGUGUGACUGAGACUCACUGGUUGGAGCAUAAAGAUAUUUCAGCCAAAGGCGUUUUCCCCGAGAACUUUACCCAGAAGGUUUGAGAUUAAUGCCGCGUUAAGAUUCUUCCCCUUUUCCUCUGCCCCAAACUCUUCAGAUAUCCUAUUCGGGGAAGAAACGGUUGAAUGAUCGCUAAAUGUCUAUCUAUACACCAAAAUGAUCAGAAAUGAGCACUGAAAUACUAAAACUGCUACGACUACAAUACCAAAUGUAUGUGCAGUUGAAAACAGACUCUUCAGUGAUCUCAUUGACACUUUUUUUUAAGACAGUUAAAGUUUAAAGAUUAUAAAGAAUUCUCUUUGGCCCCGACCCAUAACCUUGUGCUAAAUGAUGCACAAUCUAAAAAGUUUGAGUAUGACAGUGCAAAAUGAUCCACCCAAAAUGAAUAAUGACCCAUAACUUACCAAUUUGUUUUUAUUUCUUAUUACUCAAUUAUUUAUAAUUUUGCUGAAUUCAAACGAAACACAUCAACAGUGUGUUAGUAAUAUCUGAAAAUGAGAUUUAAGUCAUGGAUGUACUGUAUGAAUGUCAAAAUAUUUUAUGUUCUGUAUUGUCAUCGGUUUUUUGAAAGAAAAAAAAACUUUUGAGAACUUUUCACGGUUCCUUGCAUGAAAAAUAUAAUUGUAUCGUCAUUUACUUUGUAACACAACAAACACUGUGACACCAGGUUUGGAUAAACGUGGAAUCGCUUAUGAAAUGUGGCUGUGACUGUCUGAAAAAUGCAGGUGUCCUAGACUAAUGCCCUGAGGAACACCGCAAAUAUGAAACAGUAUGUUUGUAGGGCUUUGCCUUGCAUUAUCAAAAUCUUUUACAGUGGGAUUUUAGGAUUGUCAAAGGGAACAGUAGUUUUUCAUUUAUUUUAUCGGCCAUUUUGAGGACAGAACUUUGAUGUGUGGCUUAAGUUUUCUAAUGCACAUAUGGUCAUCUUUUCAUUGACGGAUGACAUGCAAAAACCUUAUCAUCCAACUCAGCUGCUGAUUUUUUUUUUCCUUCAUCGUCUUUAAUUACUGCUAUUUAUGACUAUUUACCACUAUUUACCACUGAUUUAGAUGCUGUACUCUUGAGACAAGACAUUUUUGUUAUUUGACUCUUUCUAAAUGUUUUUUUUUUUGGAUUUGAGUCUGAAUCUCUGUGCUCUUUCUGACUUGACCUUCUUUUCCUGUUUUAAGUAUAACACUGAAUCAGAUCUGGAGAUGCAUUUUUUUUUUUGUUUAUUUCCAGUAAAAAAUACAAGUUUAGAAUGCAUUCUGUGAGUCCAUUACUGCAACGUAAUCGGCUAUGUGAGAGACUGAGGUGAAAGUAUAUCCAAUUUAAACAUUUGUCUGGUUUAAAAUUAUGACCCUAACCCUGUCAUCAAGAGUAGUUAAUGUCUCAACAAAUAACCUGCAGAAACCAAAGUUAAAUUGAAAAAUAUUUAAAAUGAUGAACAUUGAAGCAGUCCAUGUGGUAACUAAUGCACCAUCUGUUGGAUCAAGUCAGUGUCAUUAAAGAUGAAUGAAACAACA
Messenger RNA from Scomber scombrus (Atlantic mackerel), 2563 nucleotides. It is a transcript of the gene bin1b, whose product is annotated as bridging integrator 1b. The transcript has 14 exons. Lineage: Eukaryota; Metazoa; Chordata; Actinopteri; Scombriformes; Scombridae. Gene Ontology annotation, molecular function: phospholipid binding; tau protein binding. The coding region runs from base 23 to 1102 and encodes 359 amino acids. The record is from RefSeq and is a predicted model, not a curated record. Gene Ontology annotation, cellular component: synaptic vesicle; plasma membrane; cytoplasm.